AUGAGACCUCCAAACCGGACCCCAGGGCCAGAGGAUGGGACCUUUGGACCCCGAAGCCUCCACCCCUACGGGAGCCACCCCGCUUCGGAACUCGGAACCUCUCGGGAAUCGGCCCGGGAGCACCCCGAAUUCACGCCCCCCCCCGACGCCCAAGUCACGCUGGCUCGGUCGUUCGUGAUGGUGGUCAUGGCUGGGGAGAGUCUGGGUACAGACCCCGCCGUCUACUAUCACCAAGGUUCCGACUUCGUGCUCUUGGACAUGCUUAAGAACCAGCUUGCAUAUCUCCCCGACCUCAGUGAUCUCCGGCCUGAGGCCAACAUCGACGACGCGAUCGUUGGGAAGCCCGGGGAGUCGGACCCCGAAGCGGAGGAGAGGCUUCGAUCAAUCCUCCGAAAACACCGGAUGAUUUUUUUGGGUGAAGGGAACGCGCUUCCUUCCCCGGCCCGGGGCGUCAUGUGCGACCUGGACGUUGGGGACGCACAACCCAUUUCCAUGCGGUCCCGGAGAAUUCUUGCUGAUUUACUCUCCAAGGUGUAUGAGUUGCUCAAGCAUCUCCUGGAGACUGGCCUGAUCGAGUACUCCAACUCGAAAUGGGCAUCGGUCAUCGUCCUCGUGAUGAAAACGAAUGGUAACGAUGUCCGCUUGUGCAUCGACUACCGGCUGGUGAACCAGCUGAUUAAGCUGAUGAAUUACCCCCUACCCCUGAUCUAUGAACUGAUGAGCAACUUCGCCGCCACUAUGUGGUUCAUGACGUUGGAUAUGGCGAGUGGAUUCUGGGCUGUCCCGAUGACGACCCAAGCCCAGCUGAUUUCGGCCUUCAUUUGCCCGCUCGGGCACUUUCAGUGGAAGCGCAUGCCGUUCGGGCUGAAGAACGCCCCGUUGAUUUACCGACAGCUCCUGGACAAUUGUCUCUGGGGUUUCGUCCGACUACCCCCGGAGGAGAAACGGCUUGUCGACCCGGAGGUGUUAGAGUUCUUGGGAAUCUCUCCCGAGGACUCGGUCACCCGGAUCAUCACUGGCACAGUGUUCCAUCAGAACCGGGUUGCCCCGGAGCAGAUGGGGCCUGUGCUGUCCCGGAGUUCGUACAUCGAUGACAUCACCUACGGAGCUCCGUCCUGGGAUGACCUGUGCAAAACGCUGAAUGCCCUCCUGUACCGACUGCGGUACUGGAACAUUUCGGUGAGCCUCCCAAAGAGUGAGUUCGGGGUCAAGAAAUGCAAGUACCUCGGGCACGACAUCAGCUCGGACGGAAUCCGGACGUCCCCGAAGCUAGCGGAAAAGGUCCUCAACUUGCCGUUCCUGAAGACCCAGAAGGGAGUACAGUCUUUCCUCGGGAGCCUCAACUACUACGCCAAGUUCAUCGAGGACCUACCCAUACUUGCAGCUACCCUCUACGAAGCAUCCGACAAGCAACUCCGCUUGGGACGAGAUCUGGAGAAGCCCAAGCAUGCUUUCAAGAUAUUUAAGGACCCGCUAAUGUCGACGCCACUACGACCCCGGGAGGCAAGAGAUUUCAACGCCGCUGCCGACUACAUUUCCAAGCGAGCCAUCCAGGCGCAGACAUCAUUGGGGGUCACGAACCCCAAGGAACGGAAGUUGCUCGAAGGCCUGAAUCGGAUCCAUGAAAAACGGAUGAAGGACCCGAGUCCCCGGGAACAGUCGCUGGUGGAGUGCGCGUUCCUAGCCACGGCCCGGGGCAUACCUAAGUGCUCCCCAGGAGGACUCGAAGGCACGGCGUACGCGAUGACGCGCUCAAAGUCCGAGCAAAGCAAAGCUACAGAGGAAUCGACCCCGGGACCUGGAACCGACGACCUCGAGGGCGCGGAAGAUGAACCGAUGGUCACUUCCCGAAGCCCCGACCUUCAGGACUCAGAAGAAGACCCCGACGACGUCCGCAGGGAACGAUGGAGGAGGAUCUGCUCUCACCAGGCACACGACCUGGGGCUAGCGCCCCUGGUAAGUUUCCUCCGAGGCGAGAUCGAGCAGUUGUCCCUGAGACAAACAACGCACUUAGCCAAGAUAGCGGACCAGUUUGUGCUGGACUCCCGGGAUGCCUUGUUUUACGUGAGUCGAAGCACCUCAGAACGUCCUCGGGAUGCCGCUGAUCGUCUCCGCCUGGUAGUCCCCCAGGACCUCCAGGAGGACAUUCUGCACCACUGUCACGCGGAUCUCCAAGGUGCUCAUCAGGGCAUCAUCCGGACCUACGAGAGCCUGCGCAAAGAGUUCGACUGGAUUGGAAUGUUCAAGGACACCGAGCGAUACGUCAAAGAGUGCGUUGACUGUGUUACGGCUAAGCGAUUACCCCGGAACCCAGGCUCGUCACCCGGCAACUUGCUGGCUACACGACCAUUCCAACUCGUAUCCAUGGACUUUGUGAUACCGUUGCCUCAGUCCGCCCGGAGAAAUACAGCACUACUCCUGUUCCAAUGCGCAUUCUCAGGUUUCAUCAUGUGUAAGGCCACGGCGAGCACUGAAGCCCAAGACGUGGCUGAAGCCUACGAGGUAUGCGUGUUCCGGGAGUUCGGAGCCAGCGAAAUGAUCCGUCAUGACCGAGACCCGCGAUUCAUGGGUCGGGUGCUCACGCAUUUCCGGGAGAUGCUCGGAAGCAGACAGCGCGCGACCGUGGUCUACCGCCCCCAGGCCAACGGACAACAAGAGAGGCCAGUGCAGAGAGUGAUCCGAAGCGUCAAAGCGUACGUACAGACGGUGGACCAGAGUGACUGGGAUGAGUUGGCGGAGAAACUCAUGUGGGCGCUGAACACCUCCUUCGACUUCACUCGACUUGACACGCCAUUUUAUUUAGUGCACGGUUGGGACGCCCAAGGCACCGUCGAAGCAAUGAUGGGGGCUUCCCCCGGGACGUCCAGCUCCGAGACGUCCAAGAAUGGCGCACGAAGAUCCAGCGCAAAGGCCAAAAAGCGUCGGGCAGAAUACCAUAAUCGCAAAUGGAAGCAGCUCACGGACCGGCUCAAGGAAGGUUUCGAGGUCGGGGACUCAGUGUGGCUCUUCCUAGCACGGGUCCGCCCCGGGAUCACCAAGAAGUUGGUCCAUCUCUGGCACGAUCCGUUCCGGAUACUGGAAAAAGGUAGCGAUUUCCGAUACCACCUCCAAGUCGAAGCCAUGAGCAUCCCGGAGGACGACGACUUCGACGCCGCGCUGCUCCGUGAAGGUAGCUGGAAACCUGACGAGGGUUCCAGGGAAUACGAAGUAGAAGCGAUACACGAUGAAUAUCAGGUGAAAUGGAAAGGGUAUGAAGUGCCGGACUGGGUUCCUCAGGGGCGUCUCAAUUGGGGGAGGGUACUCUACGAGUUCGACCAAGGAGAGCGAGCCCGCGUGCGUUUCCAGGUCAUGCCGUCUGGAGACGAGCUCCCGGACGAAGACGUUCGGUAG
Molecule: messenger RNA, 3390 nt
Organism: Phytophthora megakarya
Lineage: Eukaryota; Oomycota; Peronosporomycetes; Peronosporales; Peronosporaceae
Source: the annotation of a GenBank genome assembly